Molecule: messenger RNA, 1246 nt
Organism: Oryctolagus cuniculus (rabbit)
Lineage: Eukaryota; Metazoa; Chordata; Mammalia; Lagomorpha; Leporidae
Gene: C3H2orf80
Product: chromosome 3 C2orf80 homolog
Source: RefSeq, a predicted model, not a curated record
UCUUUGCCUGAUGUCUGUGAGCACCAGCCGAAUUCCAGCCGAUGCUCGAGCAGCGUCCAGAAGCAGAGGAAGAACAAACGCACUGGGACCACUCUGCAGUGGGUGAGAAAUUUCCCAAAGGGACUCUGGCUGAGAAAGGCUGGGUCUUCCCAAAGAAUAUUAGGAGCAGCGCAAGCUGCAGAUACCUGCUCAGCGGAACAAGCUUUUCAUCAUGGAAAGGAAGCUUGUAAAGAAGGAAAUAAAAAAGCUCCUGGGAGAUUAUAUUGGCAUCAGACUCCGAGAAAAUGAAUUUGACCCAAAAGGAAGAAGGCAACUCACCUUUCUAGAUGAUAUGGCACACUAUGACCUGACCAUCAGUGUUGCUUUGCAAUGGCUGGAUCACUCAGAAGACUUCUGUUGGCUGAAGGAAGAGGAAGUGAAAAUGCCAUUAAAUGGUAGAUCCAGAUAUCCAAGCCGUAGAGAACGAGAAGCCAUGAUUUUAUCAUCUUAUGCUGGAAUCUUAAUGAACAGUACCCCUAUUGAGGAAGUCUUCAGACUUUAUGGGGCUGAUUCUUCUGCUCACUCUGGUACAACCAAGGUUCCCCGAGCUCCAUCUCUCCACCUCUCCUUGCACCCUUUUGCCAUGUUAACAGCGCCCAAAGCAGCAGAAUAUGCCCGCAAACAGAGUAUCAAGUUAAGAAGGGCAACAAAUAGAAAUGCCACCAAGUGCUCCACAAAGGAAGUAAAUGCCACAGAAUGGAAACCACCAAAGAUCCUUUCAGAUGCACAGCCAAAGAACAAAGUCACUUAAACUCUUGGAAUUGUACCGUGGAACUUCAUAAUGGAAGACAAUAAUGGGAGAAGACAAGAAAGAUCAUCUUGAAGCUGCAGCUCUUGCCAGCACAGUUAUCUUUACAGUUCGCUUUGGAUGCACUGAAGUGUUAUUUUUGUUGUUGCCCUUUCUUCUCUUAGAAGCAUAUUGCAUGGCAGCAUUUCGUUAAAAGAAAAAAAAUGUAUCUUUCUUAUGCUACUGCAUCAUGACUGGAAGACUACUGGAGAAUUCAGAAUAUAUUGCAUUUCUCUGUCACAGCAGACUGGCUUUGUAGCUAUUUUACAAAAGUAUAGCAUUGAAUUUUGCACAGUGGUAGAGUAAGUGGCAGUUUGCCAAGGUUUUAAUCCAAAAUAAAAUAAACCUGUCACUGGUGGCCUUUACUGUAUUCUCAUAUGAUAAAAUUUAAAAUCAUUUCAAUAAAGCAUUAAAAGAAAA